GAGGGAGGCCGUCCGUGAGCAGUUCCAGCCAUCUGCCCCUGCUCAGUCGUCUUCAGUUCCACCGAUGCCAGCUCUACCAUCUACCCAGCCGCCAAAGAACAAGAAGAGGAAGGGGAAAGGUGCCCUGGCAGAUAAGAGGACCCGACGGAGGCUACAGCAGAUCCCUCAGUGCCCGACAUGCAAAAAACUUCACCGAGGCGAGUGUCGCUUUGUUCAGGAUGUACACUACUACUGUCACGAGCCCGGACACUUCGUGAACCGUUGUCCGAAGAAGGCGCAGCAGCCUCAGCAGCCUCAGCAGCCACCGCAGCAGCAGCAGCCCCGUCAGCAGGCACAGAGGCAGCCGCAGCAGCAGCAGCAGCAGAGGGGCAGACAGCAGGCCCGAGUUUACGCCGUCGAUCAGGCUGAGGCCGAACAGCAGCCAGGUACCAUGUCCGGAAUGGUUAUUCUUAAUAAUGUUCCUGUGUUUGCUUUAUUCGAUACUGGAGCGACACAUACUUUCAUUUCACGACGAUGUCUUGACGCCAUCGGAGUUCGUGCUACUACCGCUAUCGAUCCUCUUGAGGUGAGUUUGGCCUCAGGACGAAAGAUAGUGACCUCAGCUAAAGCUUCAGAUCUUAGCCUUUCCAUCGGUGGCCGAGUUUUGUCUACCGACGCGUUUGUUCUCGAGAUGAGGGAUUUCGACCUUAUUCUCGGAAUGGAUUGGCUAUCCUCUUAUCAUGCGGAUAUCAGAUGUCAUGACUGGGAGAUUACUCUCUAUCUUCCAAGAGACAAGUCGAUUACUUUCUUCGGCUCCAGAAAUCGUUCUUUGCCUCAUGUUGUUUUGAUGGCAAAAGCCACUAAGUUGCUGCGACGAGGCAACUGCCAGGGUUAUCUAGUGAGCCUUGUCAAUGAUUCCCAGAAAGCACGUUCACCUCACGAUGUUCCAGUCGUUCGAGAGUUUGUGGACGUAUUUCCAGACGAGCUUCCAGGAGGACCGCCUAACCGGCAGGUGGAGUUCUCAAUUGAUCUCGUUCCAAGAGCCGGUCCAGUGUCCAAAGCCCCGUACCGCAUGGCGCCUAAGGAGUUGCAGGAGCUUAAGGCGCAGAUUCAGGAGCUGUUACGACUCGGUUUCAUCCGACCGAGCAUGUCACCUUGGGGAGCACCCGUUCUCUUUGUUAAGAAGAAGGACGGAUCCAUGUGCAUGUGUAUCGACUACCGGGAUCUUAAUCGGUUGACGAUCAAGAACAAGUACUCGCUUCCCAGGAUCGACGACUUAUUUGAUCAGCUGCGGGGAGCCUGUGUGUUCUCAAAGAUUGAUUUACGAUCAGGCUACCACCAGCUGAAGAUUAAAGAGUCAGAUAUCGCUAAGACCGCUUUCAAGACUCGUUACGGCCAUUACGAGUUUGUAGUCAUGCCAUUCGGUCUCAGCAAUGCGCUAGCAGUUUUCAUGGACCUCAUGAACCGUAUCUUCCAUCCCUACCUCGAUCAGUUUGUUAUUGUCUUUAUUGACGAUAUUCUUAUCUACUCGAAGAGCCAGAAGGAGCACGAGGAGCAUCUGAGGGUGGUUCUUGAAACCCUCAGACGAGAAAAGUUGUUUGCAAAAUGCUCCAAAUGCGAGUUCUGGCUCCAGCGAGUAUCCUUUUUGGGUCAUGUGAUUACUCAGGCAGGUAUCGAGGUGGAUCCUUCUAAGGUCUCAACUGUUCAGAACUGGUCGACACCGAGGAGUCCGUCCGAGGUUCGCAGUUUUCUCGGUCUAGCUAGUUACUAUCGCAGGUUCAUCGAGGGUUUUUCCAAGAUCGCUCUCCCUCUAUCCCAGCUGACGAGGAAGUCUGUGAAGUUCGAGUGGACUGACCGAUGUGAGUCGAGCUUUCAGGAGCUCAAGAGAAGAUUAACUUCAGCACCGGUGUUGACUAUUCCCGAUCCUUCUCGGAGUUUCACCAUCUUCAGCGAUGCUUCGAGACUGGGCUUGGGAUGUGUCCUUAUGCAAGAUGGCCAGGCCGUCGCGUAUGCUUCACGUCAGCUUAAGCCGCAUGAGCAGAAUUAUCCGACGCACGACUUGGAGUUAGCAGCAGUCGUUCAUGCUCUCAAGAUUUGGCGACACUAUCUUUACAGCGGUCAUUGUGAGAUUUUCACAGAUCAUAAGAGCUUGCAGUAUAUCUUUACUCAGAAGGAGCUCAACAUGAGACAGCGCCGUUGGUUAGAGCUCGUCAAGGAUUACGACUGCUCGAUUCAGUAUCAUCCGGGGAAGGCGAACGUCGUUGCUGAUGCCCUAAGCCGAAAGGUGAGGGGUGACUUGACGUACGUCAUUACUCAGCAGAGUCCGUUGAUUCAGGAGUUUGCCCGGAUGCAACUUCAGGCGAUUGAUGCACUUCCCAUAGCA
This is a messenger RNA of Striga hermonthica, 2362 nucleotides long. The record is from the annotation of a GenBank genome assembly. Lineage: Eukaryota; Viridiplantae; Streptophyta; Magnoliopsida; Lamiales; Orobanchaceae.